AAUUCCGAGACAGUUUUUAUGCCAAACCCCGCCCUAAAAACAUUCGUAUCAACACAACGUCACUGGUGUAUGAAAUGGUUGAUUUAAUCAAGGAGUGAGGACGAUACUUUACAGCCGUUUUCAAUAUGGAUGUUCGUGUGUUUUUGAUAUUGUUGGUUUGUGCGAAACUGGGUUGGUCGUGGAAGAUGUGCUACGUGUGUUCGGGCCAGUAUCCGGAUCAGUCGUGUAUCCGGUAUCCGCAGCUGGGAUCCCAGGUGAACUGUACCAGGAAACACUGCACAGUCUCCGCCCGCUAUAUGCUAAAACCAGGGGCCUCAUAUGCCCCAAACACUCUGGGUCCUGACGACUAUCAGACCAUGUCCAUCUCAAGGUCCUGUGAAAAUGUGGACUUCGGCAACAAGUGCGUGAAGGACUGGAGGGGCCCCCACAUGACGUGUUAUACCACGUGCUUCAACAGCUUCUGUAACCACGGCAUCCGGGCACCUGGCAAGGACAUGUUUCCGGGUGCCGAAAGCACGAGUGCUGACACCAAGAUUGAGCAAUCAAAGAGUGUUGUUGUCAACCCGCGCCCCGAUAAUACAAUCACCGAGGACCAGCCUGCUGCCCCAAGUAGCGCCAAAUCCGAGGCUGGUUACAUAGGAGGGUACCCUUCUGAGAACGGCCAGCAAGUCAACCAACACUCCAAACGUCAACAGCACAAGUCACGUGACGUUUCCGCUUCAGAGGAUCGUCAUGGAAACUCUGCUUAUCCGAAGGACUCGCCUGAAUCUAAUAGAUCUCUCCCUGGUCCACGGAAUCCGCAAAAGGAAAUGCCCGAAAAAGACAGAAAAAGCAAUUCCAAGGAAACUGCUCCCGGAGGACGAAAGGCACUUGGACGGGGCCAGAACGACAGUCAAACGAAAAGCGGUUCGUCAAAACAAUACGGGGCCUUCUCUUAUUUCGCUGUUUUCGUUACAAUGAUGUACUGCUUGAUGGUUUUGAAUCACUAAAUUCUGUCGAAUAUUUGCAAACUGAACUAAUAAAGAUACGUCGAUUAAUAUCUUUAUCAUCAUGUAACUAUAAAUGGCGAUUUUACUGCUCAUUUGUGAAUUAAUUUUACACUGAAUAUCAACAUGAAAAAAAAGACUGCUAUGAAGUUGCAAGAAACAAAUGCCUACGUCCCAAAGAGGAAAUACAAUUUUAGGCACCUCAAGAAAAAUGAUAAUCGGUAAAUAACCGUUGAUGCUAUGAUUUGCAAGUGAUUUGAUUGUGAAUAUCAUUAGACCAUGUGUUAUUCGAAGUUUGUAAACUGA
Molecule: messenger RNA, 1292 nt
Organism: Lingula anatina
Lineage: Eukaryota; Metazoa; Brachiopoda; Lingulata; Lingulida; Lingulidae
Source: RefSeq, a predicted model, not a curated record